GACAACAAACUUUCAUUCUACCUAUACUAUAUAGUUUAUGUUGGUACCUAGCUGUUUCUAAACAAAACCCGUCCGCGAUACCUUUGAAUUUCAGUCCGGCUCUAUAUUUUAAUUCCAUUAACGAGUCCAUCUGUCUAAUAUCGCAGGUAAUCAAGUGGCUGGAUCACAGAACAGUUGAUCAAAAUGGUGGUGUUGACGGGCGAAAACCUUGGGAAGCGACAGCAUGACUUGAACAAGCAGGUCUCCAAAGCUGCGGUAGAUUUUGAACAGCUGAAAAAACAACCCAAUGAUACCGAUAUAGAUAUUUUAUUCAAAAUCGACGUGGCUUCAAGGUAUAAAAAAGCCAAUUUCAUCAUUGACAUGCUAAAGAGCGGUGAUAGUUUGUACAUUUCUAGAGCUCUCAAAUGUACUUGGUUGUAUCAUACCGAAUAUGCAUCAUACAUCAAUGUUGAUUAUCUACAUCACAGUGUUUUUCCAUCCAUGUCGGCGAAAAUGAAGCGAAAGUUACUUACUACUAUAUCGAUGCAUCUAAAUAAUGAGGUUCGAUGUAAAAGCUUUUACAAAUAUUGUAUUAGUGCAAGAUUAAAUAAUAUUGCAUUAAAAUUCUUAAUAUUUACAUCUGAACCGUUCAAACGCGAAGUCAUCAAUACAUCUUUUGUUAGUAUAAUGAAUCAAGAAGAAACUUUUUACAGACAUUUUGUCGGAAAUUCAUUUGGCUUAGCAAAGUGCAUUUUAGACAAAGCUUCCGAAUAUACGAGAACUGAAAUUUUAUAUUAUCUGAGAUACUUGAUGUCAGUCUCACAGGGUGACUAUUUAGACUUGUUUGAAAUAUAUGAUAACUACAAAAGGAAAGGAAAGCGAUUCGGUUUAAGGAUUUCAAAGCAGAUAAUGAAGAAACAUAAAAGAAGAUAUCUAGAGCACCCUCUCCUAUAUAUGGAUAGAUUAAACAAAGAUGUUAUUGUCAAACGCAUUAGUGUGAGUAGUGCCCAAGAAAUUAUUGCUAAAGCUCUGCGUGCUCUUCCUGAAGCCAAAACAUUCUGGGAAAUUAAUUUCUGCAAAAAAUUUGAUUAUCUCAUAAACAAAAUUCCAGCUAAUGACAAAUUAAUGUUCAUGAAGAACACAUUCCACGAUAAAUUUCCAGAAGAAAUUUUCGAAAUGAACAAAAAGUUUUUCGAAUUGGGAUACACUUUUCUUAUGACAGACAAAGAGAAAGAGGAAUGGGCUAUACGCCAUAUCGAUUGGGGUACAGAACUAAAGGGGAGCGGCCGUAAUUACCUUUGGUAUGAAUAUGUUAGCUAUGAAAAAGCAUUCCCAGAAAUAAAAUCUACUGUUAUGAAAAAGACAGAUUACAGUGAAAGAAAAGAAGUAGUUGAAGUCCUGAUAAAGGCUGCGCGGAAUCAAUCUCAUAUUCAUUCACUCCUCACAUACUACCAUGAUCGUCAUAGUAACGAACCACAAAAUAUUAAAGAACGCUUCGUAGAGUCAUUACUUCGAGAACACAACGUAUUUGAAUUCGAUAUCGGUUGCUGGGCGGCACUUAAUAAAGUCUUGCACAAUUUGAAAGUUUACAAAACUAUUGAUGGAUGUGAAAAUUAUCUCAUUAUGUAUAUGACAAUCAUGUACCAUAUAAUUCGUAAUAUAGAUUUACCUGAAGUUUUGAAAAAGUUUCUAUUGGAACACGGUUUGAGACAUUUACGUGACAAAGAAAUAUUGUAUAAAAGAGUUAGCAAAGAAAACUUACAACAAGUUUUCGAUUAUAUAACUAACCUUUAUGUUGAUAAAAUAACAACAUUAUUUAAUGAACCAGAUCAUGACCCUGGUGAUAUAUAUUCUUACAUAGAUCGAUAUGUCAACUAUAUAGCAUAUCACAAGAAAACUUCAGAGGAUUGUGCACCCAUAAUUACGGAGUUCGUGAACAGUAAUCGGGACCUAUACAAAUAUAGCGCUUUUUUUAGAGUAAACAAAGAGAAUUUAACAGAAGCUAUGUUGUUGCGAGAGUUAAAGAAAGAUUCUAACAAAACUGUCGAAAAACUUUCAGAACUAAGAGACGUUUUCACUGAGCAAUCGUCAGACAAUUACAUAAAUACUUUCUUGAAGAAAUUGAAAAUUUACUUUCCAAAUGAUAUCGCCAAAGAAUAUUUGCAAUUUUUCUUGAACACUUUGCAGGAGGAAAAAAUAACUCUGCCUCGGGGUAUCGUAAACAUUGUUUAUGGGAUAUUCCAAUUAGCUGACAAUCAAACUAAAAUCGAUUUUAUGAAUAAAUAUGAACCGACAGAUCCGAAGAUAAACAACGAGACAAUCAAUGCCUUUUUCUUAGGUGUACAAGAAGCAAUUUGUAAAUCUGUGUGUUUUUCUCGCCCUCCUAUGCCUCUCCCGAAUGUUCUGAAGUAUAUUAAAGGAGAUUAUCUUAAAUAUUGCCUGCCAAUAUUCCAGUCAUACCAAGCUAAGUUACCUCAAAAUUUACUCCAAGAAUUUGUCAUUGCAUUAAUAGAUACUCCGGUGUCGGUGCAAAAACACGCAUUACGUCUUGUCUUCGAGUGUUUUUCUUUGGAAGAUUUGAAGAAAACUAUUCGCAAAACAUGGCGAAAUACAAAGAAUAUCUCCGUAAGGUAUGUGUUAUAUCAUUCAUUGUUUAACAAAAUCUGCAUUGAAGAAGAAGGACCUCAAGCUGAACUUUUUGAACUCCUAAAAGAAUUUACUUCGCAAUUGAACGACGAUGACCAUUCUGAAAUAUUUGACCGAUAUGUUAACGGCAAUAAAUUACCAAAUCAUCUUUUGGGCGCGUACAUAAAAAUUUGUUGGCAUAGAAUCUACAAUUUUGAAAAUAAUACUGAAAAUUACCGCAUAAAAACGAAGGUCAUCGAAAAUAUUAAUAAUUCAAUUAGUAAAGUUGAACCAGAAUUCGUAAAAGAAAUUGCUGAAGAGCAUGAGGAGUACAUGUUAGAUCAAAAACAUCUACGUCCCCAGUACGGAAACGAAGCAUUAGACGCGUUGAAUAAUGCAAAGUGGAAGCUUGUAGCCAAAUACAUCGUUUACUUUGCCAGUAAUGCCAAUUAUUUGGAACUAAACUUGGAUCUAAUGAGAUCAAUAUUGCACAAGUGUCUCAACAUGUGGAAUGUAAUCCACGAUGACAUACACACAGCUCGUCAAUUUUUCUGGACUUUUAUAGAUGACCUGAUUGCCGUAGAAACAGAAAAGUGUUGCGGAGACGCGAUACCAAUACUUGAAACAGUGGAAACGUUUCUUAUAGACCUUAUUCCUCUGAAGCAAAUGUAUAAGUCAUUAUGGUCUUUGAAACUCAGUAUACUAAGAAGGCAACAGAAACAAUCGAUCAAGGCCAGCUAUUAUAACAAUAGGAAUUUGAAUAUUGUGCAUGUAAUAAAGAAUAGCAUUUGUGAGUAUGGACUUAAAGUGGCUAAGUUGGUUGAAGAAAAUGUGAUUAGCAACACAUAUUUCAUAACAGCAAAUGACACUAUAGCUGAAAUAAUAAAGGAUAAUGUAGACAGUAUAAUUGCUAUAAAAAUUGAUCACAACCUUGGCCCAAACUUGCAUGAAAUUAUGAGGGAUCGUUAUGUCCUCGUGGCCAGCGGUCUUAUAGAGAUUAAUGCAAAAGAGACAUUAUUAUUAGCUUUAUAUGUAUUGCCAUUGGAAUCUGAUGCUCCAAAUUUCCCCAUGAUUGUCGAACAUAUAGAACAUUUCAAUGACGAAGAAGUUCAGUAUUGUUGGUUUAAUAAAUAUAAUAGAAAUACAGUUAAAAGGAGGAGACUAAGGUAAACAGGAAGAUACUGUAACAAAGAGAUAACAAAUAAGAGCCAGAUACUGUUAAAAUAUUGUUUUAGUAAGCUGUUGUAAGCAUACGACUAAUGCAUGUUACUAUGAAUUAGGUAUUUCUGAUCCUUUUUUAUUGUAUAUUUUUCUACACAAGUAUAAUUUAAAAUUAUGGUGGCGGUAAUGGAUUAUCUUGAUAAUUCAAGCUCAUUACUUCUUAUUUACUUUACACAUUUGCUUAAACGUCCACAUUAAGAGUAUUUAUUUUAUAAAUAAGGAUGUUUAUAAAAGUCUAGUGAUACAUAGUUGUCAUUUAUUUUUAUUAACAAUAAAAUGUCUAUUUUAAGAGCUUUUCGAUAUUCAUUAAUUUGUUACAAAUAUUAAAAAUAUUUAUUUUAAGGGUUUCUCAGUAAUGAUUUAUAUCUAAAAAGUUUUAAGGUUAUGUACCUACGUAUAUAACAGUAACUAAAAAUAAAAAAAUCCUCAUCGUUAUAACUUAGUUCAUAAGAAAUGUACCAGGUGGUGAUAUAGAAACAGUAUAGAGAUAUUUUUUAUUAUUAUUCAUAUCUCAAAUAUUUUACUAAGAAGCAUGUUUGGUGCCUAUACUUUUUAUAUUUAAACUUUUUUCCAUUUUUAAUAAAAAUAUUU
This is a messenger RNA of Amyelois transitella, 4416 nucleotides long. RefSeq lists its product as uncharacterized. Bases 184 to 3774 code for a protein of 1196 amino acids. The record is from RefSeq and is a predicted model, not a curated record. NCBI's taxonomy places the organism in Eukaryota, Metazoa, Arthropoda, Insecta, Lepidoptera, Pyralidae. The transcript is spliced from 2 exons.